Molecule: messenger RNA, 1101 nt
Organism: Diabrotica balteata
Lineage: Eukaryota; Metazoa; Arthropoda; Insecta; Coleoptera; Chrysomelidae
Source: the annotation of a GenBank genome assembly
AUGGCCACUGACCGGGAGCCUUAUACCCUAAGGUCAUCUACAGCAACGGACAGAGCGAUGGACCAGCCUUCUUCCCUUCCGGAGGCCCUUGGUCAUCGACAUGGCGCCCAACCACCUCAACGAACGUCACCACACCCUGUGGAUACAGAGCUUCAAGGAACAGCUCCCGACGCGGCAACCCAGCCGGCCACUUCAGCCCCACUUCCGUCUGCAACUGCAGGCAUUCCGACCACCCUAGAUGUCGGACAGAUGUUAGCAGCCCUCACUCAGGCUGUGACAGCCCUAGCCCUCGCCCAGCAACAACAGGCACCUAAGAUAGAACAUCCUCCAACACCACCGGCCCCUACUCCGAGAUGGAAGCCGGCUUUGAAGAAAUUCAGCGGCGCGGAGCAUGAGAGCCCCGAAGAGUUCGCUGCCGUUGCAACAGAGCACCUCCUAGAUAUGGCGAUUGAAGAACGGCAUUGGACAGCGUACCUCCUGGAGCAUGGACUACAAGGAGACGCUGCAACGUGGGCAACAACCCACGCAGAUGCAAGACUCGACCACAACAUCUUCUUCAAGCGGUUGGUCGAUCAUUACAGCCACUCCUCCAGAUACACGAGACUGCUGGCUAAAUUAUAUGGACAUAGGCAGAAGCAGGAAACAGCGGCCGACUUCAUAACCCACAAGAUGGCCCUGUUUAACCGUGUGGCACCCGCUACACCCGAUGAAAACAGGUGUAGGAUCAUUAUUGAUCAGUUGCGCCCUGAGAUCCGUCAGUUCCUGAGGGCCAAUCCGCCACGUAGUGAAUAGGAACUACGUCGCACAGUGGAUGAGCUGGAAAUGGACAUAAAGGACACCACUCCGACUGUCAGCCAACGCCAAGACAGACCAGCUCCCAAACCGGACCGUCCUCCACAACAUCAGCAGGACCGUCCGCAGCAUCCACCACGUCAAGACCGUCCUCGACAGACGGAAACCCUCAGCGACUGGCGUCACAGGGGCAACAACCGUAGCAACAACGGUAAUAACCCCAGUAGCAACCAUUUUAACCGCAACAACGGGAAUAACAACCACACAAACCAAUUUAACCGCAACAACGGCAACAAUCACCACAAUCAA